Molecule: messenger RNA, 696 nt
Organism: Hansenula ciferrii
Lineage: Eukaryota; Fungi; Ascomycota; Saccharomycetes; Phaffomycetales; Wickerhamomycetaceae
Product: SDR family oxidoreductase
Exons: 1
Coding region: 1-696 (231 amino acids)
Source: RefSeq, a predicted model, not a curated record
AUGGUUUCCAAAAUUGCAGUUAUUGGUGCUAAUGGGAAAGUUGCCACUCAAUUAGUUCAAAAAUUGGCAAAUCUUAAAACAGAAUUUGAAACUAUAGCCUUCAUCAGAGAUUCUUCACAAGGUUCAAAAUUUGAUCAAUUAGGUAUUAAAUAUUCAACAAAGAUUGAUAUAAUUGAAUCAAAUUUAGAAAAAAUUGCCAAUACUCUUAAAGGUUUUGAUGCUGUUGUCUUUAGUGCAGGAGCUGGUGGGAAAGGACUUGAUAAAACAUUUGCAGUGGAUUUAGAUGGUGCCGUUAAAGUUAGUGAAGCUGUUAAAUUAGCUAAAGUUAAAAGAUUUUUAUUAGUUAGCGCUUUAAAAUCUCAAGAUCGUGAGUUUUGGUGGAAUACACCUUUAAGAUCUUAUUUUAUUGCUAAGAAAUAUGCGGAUGAAAUUAUUUCAAGAGAUGAGGAUUUGAAUUGGACAAUUUUACAACCUGGUCAUUUAAAAGAUGAAAAUGAUACUGGUAAAAUUGAAGAUCCUUUAAGAGUUAAUUCUAUUGCUAAUAAAAUUAGUAAAGAAAAUCAUGAUAUUUCUAUACCAAGAUCUGAUGUUGCACAAGCUAUUAUUGAAUCUUUAAGAAAUGAAUCAACUAUAAAGAAAUUUAUUCCUUUAAUUAGAGGUGAGAUUGAUAUUAAGGAAGCUAUUGGAAAAAUAUAG